Messenger RNA from Penicillium brevicompactum, 3255 nucleotides. RefSeq names its product putative C2H2 finger domain protein. Lineage: Eukaryota; Fungi; Ascomycota; Eurotiomycetes; Eurotiales; Aspergillaceae. Bases 1 to 3255 code for a protein of 1084 amino acids. The transcript has a single exon. The record is from RefSeq and is a predicted model, not a curated record.
AUGUCGCGCACCUCGAGUGUUCAGGGGCACUCGCCCGCGCAUAUACCGAUUCCAGAUCCGUAUCUUUCUACGACAUGCGACCCCGAAGAAAUCUCCUUUCAAGCAAGUGCCAUUCGACUGACCCCUUCGCUUGGCAGUCCGCACAGCAACGGACCCGGAUCGUCCCCUCACGACCCCACAGUUCAGACCAGCUAUUUGGACGCGUAUGAGUCCAACAUCAGCGCAUGUGCCUCUCCUCUGUCCGACGUCUUUGUUGAGCCUAGAGAAAUCGAACUGGACAGCGGUUCGAGUAGCUGGCGGGAUGACAGCUUUUCUUCGUACAAGUCCGGGGCCAGUGCGCCAGGUCCCGCUUGGUCUCCUCCCAUGGCGCCAAGCGCUUUCCAGUUCCCCAACGCGGAGCAUAAUCCGGUCACAUCAACAACGCUGACGGGACCUGGGUCUAAUGGUGUGCAAACGAAUUCACAACCCGGCCUCGGUGUCUAUAAUCUCGAGCCGGCCCGACUUGCGCCGUCGGUCGACCAGGAGUCGAACGGACUGGACCCGGGCGCCACGAGAGGGAGAAGCCCCGUUUUUAAAAUUACAAAGUUCACUCGAGGCGACUCGCCUGAAGGUGGUGCGUCGCACCAAAGACGUCCCAGUCAGUCGACAGCGCAUCUAUCAGCGGGUCCUAACGGGCUGGAGGACGAGGACGAGGAAAAUGAACCCAAACCCGUGUUACCUACAUCUUCAAAACGAGAAAAUGACGGCACAUGGCUCCGAGACCCGGCUACUAACCUCGCCGGCAUUGGCCCGGCCUCUCGCGGGGAUGAAUACGUGCCCAGCCCUAACGAUAUCCACGUUCAUCGAGUGAGAGAAGAAAGGAACGAAGAUAUUACCUCUUGGUCCGUCUGCGUGAGUCAGGCCAACAGCGAAGCUGGAACGCCCAGCCCACCGCAACCGCGCCCGCAUAUCCCGAGACGGCUCAGAGCGAGGAGCACUGGAGACCAUCCCCUGAAACAAGAGGAUUACUUCAAUCUCCAGACUCGCACUAUGGACCGACCUUUCCUGGGGCCUGGUGUCCUGGUACAUGAGAGCAGUGAUGAACUCAGCGAAAACGAAAGCGUCGGAACCUAUUCAAAUGAGACAUCUGCUGAAGUUGACGACCCUGAAAGAUACGAUCGCAGUACCCCCGAAGUCUAUUCCUCACUCACACCAACCAAAGCCGAUGAAAGUAUUCGUCUUUACCCCUGGCACGAUCCCCCUCGCGACUCAGCACCUAGAACACACGCCAUGCAACCGGACAGCUCUACCGAUGCUAUGAUAGCAUUCGAAAAACGUGUUCGCGAUCUCGAAACGGCAUCUCUUGCAGCAACCGUUGAUAACAACAGUAUCUUCAAUGUGACCACAUCCUUUGAGAAUUUUUCCCUUGGGGAAAGAGGAAACAGAGAACAACCGAAGAAGCGAACGAGUCUUCUCAAGCGUCCUUUCCAGCAGGCUUCUUCAAUGCUAAAGCGCCAAGCUUCAGAGAUGUCUCUCAGUCAAUCCAGCACCUACCCUCCACUUCAGCGGGAUGCUGAAGACCCACAGCUGAAACAAAGUUACACACCUCGAAACCCAUUCUCGAACCGUCGCCAUUCUCGAUCGCCAAGUCUAAGCAAUGCACUGAUGGCAAUGACCAGCCAAAUAGCCAGCGUUGGCGGAAGUCAAUCUGUACAAGCAGUCUCACCCGCACCAUCCCCGAAUCCCGAGCGAAGCUCCCUGAAUCUACCUCAAUUUCCUGGUCGUGGCCGAAGUAGAAGCGAAAUCCCUCGGCCGACUAGCCCGGGGCUGAUCAACCUGAUGACCGCCCAUGGUGGGCCCCCAGUUCCUAAUAUCACCUCGCCUCGAGUUAGCUCGGAUGCCGACCAGACACCUGGAAGUACAUUCUUAGGUCCAGAUGCUGGUGGUGUCGAGGAUGAGCAUGACGCGGAUGCGAACAACAACAAAGGGUUGGUUAUGGAUUUCCCUGCCAUUCAGAGCCUACCAGUACCAACUCUGGAAGGGUUCAAAUCACAGAUAAUGCAGCUGAACCCAAGGCUUGAGCCAGCUUUGAUCCACCGUCUCGCACAUGAGCAAGAUCGCCGAUUCAAAGUUCUGGUUGGCUUGCAGCAGAAGCAUGCCCACGCGGUCGCCAAUCAUUCCUGCAAAUCUGGGAAUUUCUGCUUUGCUCUAGGUGGCAAAGAAACGCCUCUGCAAGACACCAAGGCUCCAGCCGAGACUAAGGCUGGACAGAAUCAGUUCCACGUGUCCAACUUCACCAACGGGCAUGAGCAAGGUUAUGCGAUAGGAGAAGGCACGGUAGCCGCGGCACAGUUUCCCCCUGGAGUGCCCCUUCCGCCGGUCAGCCGGCUCCCUGCCCGCUUUGAAUGCCCUAUCUGUUUCCAAGUGAAAACCUUCACCAAGCCAUCUGACUGGUCCAAGCACGUCCAGGAAGAUGUACACCCCUUUACCUGUACAUUCCCUCACUGCACCGAGCCCAAGUCCUUCAAGCGUAAAGCGGACUGGGUCCGGCACGAGAACGAGAAGCAUCGUCACUUGGAGUGGUGGACUUGUGCAUUCCCAGAUUGCAGCCACACCUGCUAUCGUAAAGACAACUUCGUGCAACAUUUAGUCCGAGAACACAAGAUGCCCGAACCGAAGACCAAGAAAGGUACGACCGAGCCGAACGGCCGACGCGAUCAGAACGUCGAACGAAUUUGGCAAAAGGUCGAAGAAUGUCGGCACGAGACUAAACAAGCCCCCCAAUCAGAGCCUUGUCGCUUCUGCGGGAAUGUCUGUAGCGAGUGGAGAAAGUUGUCAGUCCACCUUGGCAAGCAUCUGGAACAGCUUGCCAUGCCCGUUCUGCGGUUAUCGAAACCUAGCAGUGCCCCGAUUCCUGCUGACGAAGGGCGAUCGGCCCCCCUGGCUUCAUACGAAACGUCUCUUCAACCGCAGUACGCGACGCAAAACACUAUCCUCGACCAUUCUAUCUCUGGCAUCGAGCUUUCUACCGAGCCUGAGUCUAUGACGGAGUCCCUUGAUUACCCGUAUCUGGGCGCCGGCCUUCCCUUGGCCCAGGCUCAUCCCCUGCAUCAGAAUUCGACCUAUCCGCCGCCCUACGCCGCCCCGCGCCCGAGAUCUCCGGAACCAGAUGUCAUUCACUCCUAUCCUGUUCCUCAGUUCCAGGUGUACCCCGCGGAUUACUAUCAACCGAUGGAGUCCAACAUUCCCUAUGCGGCCACUUAUUCGUCCGGAUAA